AUGGCCGUCCAGCAGCAUGUCCUCAACUGGCUCUACAGCGUCCUGACCAGUGAGUAUCACGACGUCAACCGCACAUACAACGAUGUCGCGACCUGCCUCGCCCAGUACCCCUCGCUCGCGCCGCGCACCGAUGCCCACACCUUUGACAAUGGCGUCUCGGCCCUCCUCCUUCACCUCUCGGGCACCAUCCCCGUCGUCUUCCGCGGCACAACCUACCGCUUCCCCGUCGCCAUCUGGGUGCCCCAUGCCUACCCGCGCGAGCCCCCCCUCGUCUACGUCACCCCCAACGAGGCCAUGAUGGUUCGCCCCGGCCAGCAUGUCGAUCCCCAGGGCCGCGUAUAUCACCCCUACCUGACCGCUUGGCCGGGCUUCUGGGACAAGUCCUCCGUCGCCGACCUCCUCGCUAUCCUUCGCGACGUCUUUGCAAAGGAGCCACCCGUGGUCGCCAGGCCACAAGGUCCGUCACAGACUCAGCCUGGAAUCCAAGCUCAGGCACCGGCUGCGCCGACACCACCCCCAAUACCGCCUCAUCCUUCGGCGACAGCAUCCCCUAGUCACCAGGGCCACUCCCAUUCUCAGGUGCACGACUAUGGCAACAAACCACCACCCCCGCCUCCGAAGGGUGACCAGGGCAACAACAUACGGCCGAAUGGUCCCCCUCUUCCACCUCUGCCACCGGGUCAUCGCCAGAGCCAGCCGGCCCCGUACUCGGCAUCUUCCAUACAGUCCCCCCAGAUGAGCACAUCGAGAUAUGACAGCGCGCCGCCUCUGCCACAUCAGCAAGCAAGUCAAGUAGCACCUCAGUAUCAGCACCAAUACCAACAUCAAUCGCAGCAAUACCAGCAGCGGCAGCACAACCACACUCCGCAGCAACUCGGACAGCCUCCGCCGAAUGUUCAGGCCGGACCUAUACAACAGCAGUAUGGUCCGCCUCCGCAUCAGCAGAGUCCUCCACCUGCAUUCCAGGGCCAUGGCCAGUUCAACUCUCAAGACCCACGAUAUUCGGCCGGCCCCCCGCCGCCUGUUGGACACCAGCAUCGAGAUUCGCCGGCACAGAGUCCUCCAGGCUCGACAAUAGCAGGAGCUUACCCAGGUCCUCCCCCGGGUUGGCAGCGGCCCGGCUUCCCCCAGCACCAACAGCCUCCUCCAAUGCCGGCGCAGAUUCAGCAACGACCACCGCCGCCGCCAGAUAUCAUGGACGAACCCCUGACUCUAGCUCUGCCCUCGUCUUCCAACGCGCCGGCAGCACCACCGAUCCCGCCAAACCCCGAAAAGGAUGCCCUCCUGCGCCAGCUCGCCGUGACGUUAUAUGACCUGCGGCAGCACGCGCGGCAGCAGAACGAGACGUCCCUCGCAGGGCUCGCGGCGCAGAAGAACGCCAUGCUCGCGGCCCUGCAGAACCUGCAGUCGGACGCGGCGUCCCUGGCCCCGGUCUCGGCCAUGCUCGCCUCGAACACGCAGAUCCUGCAGGCGUCCCUGCGCGAGGCCGACGCGGUCAUCAGCAACAGCAAGAACCAACCAAAACCCAACAUUGACGAGCUGCUCGUCGCGCCGACAGUCGUGGGGAACCAGCUGUACGACCUGGUCGCCGAGGAGCGCGCGCUGGGUGACGCAAUCUUCGUGCUCGGCCGCGCCGUCGAGAGGGGCAACCUGUCCCCGCAGGUGUUUGCCAAGACGACGCGCAGCCUGGCCAGGGAGUGGUACCUGAAGAAGGCGCUUGUGCGCAAGAUUGGCAAGGGGAUGGGUCUUAUUGUGUGA
This is a messenger RNA of Microdochium trichocladiopsis, 1758 nucleotides long. RefSeq names its product UEV domain-containing protein. Gene Ontology annotation, molecular function: ubiquitin binding. The record is from RefSeq and is a predicted model, not a curated record. Bases 1 to 1758 code for a protein of 585 amino acids. Gene Ontology annotation, cellular component: ESCRT I complex. Gene Ontology annotation, biological process: endosome to lysosome transport; protein transport; protein modification process. NCBI's taxonomy places the organism in Eukaryota, Fungi, Ascomycota, Sordariomycetes, Xylariales, Microdochiaceae. The transcript has 2 exons.